CAAAAAUCGGCAUCCAGAAACCAUAUAUAUAUAUAUUGCUGUUGCAAAAAUCAUAUCUCAACGGCGCAGGAAGCAGCUCAGAGCGCGAUGUGCGGCAUAUUCUUCUCCUUGAGCGCAAGGGAAUACGUACCGCCUGACGAGGAAACGACUCAGCUCCUGCAAAAUAGAGGUCCCGAUAGUUUUAAGAGGCACACUAUUCACUUACACCGUCCGAAGGAAGCUGGGCAGGACUUCGAAGACGUUCCUACAUCCCUCUACCUAACUUAUAUUUCAACAGUACUGGCUCUUCGGGGGGAUCAUCUCCAGGUUCAACCCCUUGUAGACUCCGCCAGCCGGUCGGUCUUAUGCUGGAACGGGGAGGCUUGGAAAAUCCAUAACAAUCCAGUUCAGGGGAAUGAUGCACAGUUUGUUUUUCAAUUGCUGUUAAAGGCCAUACAGCCAUCCAAAUAUCCAGAUGGCUUACUGCCGUCUCAAACCGCGGAGAGUCAAUGUUUAAUUAAGGUAACUCACACCGUGGGUGCCAUUUCAGGUCCAUUUUCGUUUGUAUUCUACGACGGAUAUCACCAGAGGAUCUUCUAUGGAAGAGAUCGUCUAGGAAGACGGGCACUACUGAGUGGAUGGGACAGUUCCGGAAGUUUCAAAAUUGCUAGUAUUUGUGAUGGGACCUCGUCCAAACAUUUCGAAGAAGUCGAAGCUGAUGGCAUUCAUAUGAUCGACCUUGCUGCCCUUUUCCAAACUACUGGCUGUAACGAAACCCCAUCCGAUGCAUUGCGUUCAAUAUUCACCAUAAAAACUUUGAAUUGGAGAAACGAAAUAACUCCCGAUUCAGAAGGGGAUUUUAUUGUAUACCAUUUACCUCACAUGAACAAAUCUGUCUUUAUAAACGGGAUUCCUCCACUGCUUCAAACAAACUCACCAUCCAUAGAGAAAUUGGAGCUCAAGCUUCGUGAAUCACUAAAGCUUCGACUAAGCAAUAUUCCAAAGCCUCCCCUUUACUCAUCACAUUAUAGGUCUAAAGUAGCUGUUCUUUUCUCGGGAGGCCUUGAUUGCACCAUACUCGCAAGACUAGCACACGAUAUCCUUCCCAUAGAUGAGCCAAUUGAUCUUCUUAAUGUAGCAUUUGAAAAUCCUAGAGUUACAGCUGCGGCUACUUCCUUAUCUUCCAAUCCAACAACUGCAUCACUGUCCAUAUAUGAAGCCUGCCCAGAUCGAAUAACGGGGCGAUCAUCCCACAUGGAGCUGCAAAAUAUCUGCCCCGAUAGGAUCUGGCGGUUUGUUGCCAUCAACAUUCCGUAUGCAGAAACGUUAAAUCAUCGAGAAAAGAUCAGACGCUUGAUGCGACCCCACAACACUGAGAUGGAUCUCUCCAUUGCCUGUGCCCUCUAUUUUGCAUCGCGUGGGAUAGGGGAAAUCACAAGCGAUACGGACGAACAUGCUAGCAUACUGUAUACAACAACUGCACGGGUUCUGCUCUCCGGACUGGGUGCCGACGAGGUUUUCGCGGGUUAUACAAGACAUGCAACUGCGUUCAACCGGCGUGGCUUCCAGGGGCUUGUGGACGAAAUUGCUUUGGAUGUUGGACGUCUGGGCAAACGAAAUCUGGGACGGGAUGAUCGUGUUAUCUGUCACUGGGGCCGUGAGGCCAGAUAUCCGUAUCUCGACGAGGACUUCUUAGCUUGGGCUCUUGCCUGCCCCGUUUGGGAGAAAUGUGGAUUUGGAGCGUUGCCCUUAAGUCUAGCUAGCGUUCCUAGCAAUAUGGAAGAAUUAGGAGGAGCGGAGCAGUCCUUAGAGCCCGGGAAAAGAUCUCUCCGGCUCCUCGCAUGGAAACUUGGUAUGGAAAAUGUUGCCCGUGAAAAGAAGAGAGCGAUACAAUUCGGAUCUCGAACCGCGAAGAUGGAAAGCGGGCGAAGCAAGGGAACUCAGAUCCUAGCGUGAAGUAUUCCGUACUCAUUUGUGGUUCGAGUCCAAAGCAUAUCAUUGGGUGCCGAAAAUCUAUACCCAUUUGUCUCCAAGCCGCAUGUCCCUCUGACAAGCCUUCCAACAUUGAGGCUACCAGGAAAUGAACGCAGCGAUGAUGACAAUAAACAGAUACUUCUGAUGGCUAGUUAUUCGCGGACAGAAAACCAUAUCUCUGCUUGGCCCAUGCCUUUGCUGAGACAUAGUGUUUUCUGCGGUGAAUUUGCUUGAUGCAACAUUAAAAGGCAAGUCUGAGCUGUGUUCUUUUAUAAGUUUUGUGAUGCUGUGCAGCUUGCACUGCUACAUACCAGAUGGCCUUUCUGCGAUGGAAGGUUUUUUCCACGCACUAAGGAUCAGUGCUCUUCCAAUUUAAGCUGAGAAUGGUAUCACGGUGUGAUACUGCGCGGGAAAGGGCGCGGGGUUGCUCUCUUCAUCGGGAGUCAAGUACAUAACAAAAGUUCAAUAGUUAUUACUAUGAAUCUAUUCCUAUAUUCACACCAUUCAUAACCUAUCCUAUCUAGAUUUACCUGUGAUCUUUAACAAAUUUCUUU
Molecule: messenger RNA, 2507 nt
Organism: Blastomyces dermatitidis ER-3
Lineage: Eukaryota; Fungi; Ascomycota; Eurotiomycetes; Onygenales; Ajellomycetaceae
Product: asparagine synthase (glutamine-hydrolyzing)
Exons: 2
Coding region: 88-1935 (615 amino acids)
Molecular function (GO): asparagine synthase (glutamine-hydrolyzing) activity
Source: RefSeq, a predicted model, not a curated record